GGGACAGAGAGAUGGCAGAGACGCAAACAAGAAGCAGAUCAUGCGGGCAAUGGUAGGGCCCUUGGAAAGCAAGAGCAGCGUAAGCCAUUUUAUAAACCCCUUACGGAUGGCUCUACCGUUUUGCUCUGAAUCAUCGUGAACGCGCAACCACUUCGGGUUCCAAGCAGCCAAGAAUAAGCGGCUCGGCGAGUUCACAAGGCAGGAACAAUGGCGAGAAGGGAAGGAGAGGACUUGAAGGAGAGGCGUGAGGUGCAUAGAGAGACGCUACAAGAGGAGGAGGAUUACAUCGACAUGGACCUGAGCUCAGCUGCCGCGGGGGUGCAUGUGGCGAGGGAGUUCGAAUUCAUGUCGGCGCCGCUGGACCAGUGGGGGGAGCCCCUGGCGUCGCCGGCGGAUGAGCUCUUCUACAAGGGGAAGCUGCUGCCGCUGCACCUCCCGCCGCGCAUCCAGAUGGUGGAGGAGCUCCUCGACGGCCGCGUCGACAGGGGAGGGGGCAGGGGGUUCCUCGGCAUCAGCACCGCCCCGGCGACGCCGUACGAGUCGUGCAAGGCGUCGCCGGCGAAUUCGUGCUACGUCAGCGGGGAGCUCAACGUGGAGGAGUACUUCCAAGAGUACGCUGCAGGCUUGGCGGACGCCGCGGCAGCGGCGGCCGGCGAGAGGAAGCCGUGGUCCAGGAAGCUUAGGUUCAUGAGGCAGCUCAACCUCGGCCUCAAGCUCAAGGCGUCCAAGGCUUACCUCAAGACGAUAUUUGCCGCCAAGCCGGGGAACCCGGACGACAAGAGCGUUCAUGGCGCGGCGAGGGGAGCGCAGGAGCUCGACCAUGGCCAUGGUCACCUCAGGGCAUGGAGGAAAAACCCGUUCGGCCAGAUUAGAAGCAAUAGGUGCAUCGCCUCGCACAGCGGCGGGGGCGGCGGCGGCAGCGGCAGCCGUGCUGCACCCGGAGGAGGGCGGCAUAAGGAACGCGAGGACGGGCACAGGAGGUCCUUCUCCAGCGUCAUCGUCCGGUGCUCGUCGUCGAACAAGACGUCCCCUGCCCUUGCGCCGCCGCCGCCGUCUUUCUCGUGCUCGUCGUCCUCGAGCUCGUCCGCCUCCUCGUCGGUGCGGACCUCGAGCGAGUCCGACGGCGCGGGGCCGGCGCUGCGAAGGAGCAGCAGCGCGAGCUCGGAGGUGGAGAACCCGAUCCAGGGCCUCAUCGCCUACUGCAAGAAGUCCCAGCACCUGGCCUCGGUGAGGAAGAGCGCCAGCGACGCCGGGUUCCGGUUCCUGUCAUCGGCGGCGUCAAAGAUCGCCGCAGAGUCCGACGGCCUAGAGGAGCUGAUCGAGAGGACGACAGUGUCAUGAAUCAUGAUGAUUGUACAAUGAUGCAAUGCAUUCUGAAAAUUUUGUGAUAACUAAAACUUCUGUUGCUGACCA
This is a messenger RNA of Phragmites australis (common reed), 1413 nucleotides long. Its product is annotated as probable membrane-associated kinase regulator 4. Bases 208 to 1341 code for a protein of 377 amino acids. NCBI's taxonomy places the organism in Eukaryota, Viridiplantae, Streptophyta, Magnoliopsida, Poales, Poaceae. Gene Ontology annotation, molecular function: kinase inhibitor activity. The record is from RefSeq and is a predicted model, not a curated record. The transcript has a single exon. Gene Ontology annotation, cellular component: plasma membrane.